AAUAGCUGUCCAAAUUGCAGUCUACCCGGUGAUGACUGUCCAUUGAUAUGGGGAAAGUGUAAUCAUACCUUCCACAUGCAUUGUAUACUCAAAUGGCUCUCCUUGGAGUCCUCAAAAGGACAGUGUCCUAUGGAUAGACAGCAAUGGGAAACUCAAUGAAGAUCUACUAUACCAUCUUGUGCACCAACCGCCAUCAUGUCGACGACGACGACGACGUCAGACGAUAAAUCUUUUAAAUCUGCUAAAUCUACGUAUAAUAAUUAUUUAUUAAAUUUUAAUUUUAAUUCAAAAUAUGUCAAAACGUCGGUAGAAGAGCUCGUUGACAUCCCCACAUUAUCAAAAUCUAUAGAGAAGAGCGUAGAGAAGAGAAGAUUGCGUAAUUUAAACCGCAAAAAUCAUAAUAAAGGCGCUAUUGAAUUCCGUAACUUGGAUAGUCCGUUAUCUUCGAGCUUGGAAUCUGAGAAACUUAUACCUAUACAUACCAGACAACGUACUCAAUCAGAUAGUGUAUCUAAUAACAGCUUAAUAUACAAAUUAAACCAUAUCAAACCUAUAUCAACUGAAGACUUGAUGUUUAGAAUCAAGCCAAAGUCAGUAUCAACAGAUGACAUUAUAUACUCCAGUUUGAAGUCUGAAUCAGUCGAUGUUAAAGACAACAAUAGCGUCGACUUCAGACAUGAUAUACUUUACAAAGCUAUCAACGCAAGUUUCGGUGAUGAGAACACGCCAACCAAUAAAUCCAAGUCAAACUUCCUCAACACUGAUCCAUUUAAUGGUAAUAGCAGUAGUUCUAGACAUCGUCAUGCAAGUACUACAAGUACGAGAACACCACAGAUGACACGCAGGAAAAGCUCUCUCUCAUUAUCUAGGCCGAAACCGACCAUUUCAGUUGACGUUAAUCACGUUAACCAUAUAGAUUUCCCUAUUGGAACAGGGUCAGCUGUGGACGUAAAGCCAAUAACAUUAAACCCAUUACCUGUAUCAAAUAACACAACGGCAUACCAAAAACGUACUUCAACAAUACGUAAAUCACUUUCAACACCACUUCUAUCCGAGCAAGAUAACAAUGUCUUGGAGUCACCACCACUACCUAUACUAUCUAGACAACUCUCAAAGAAGACGAGUCAUUCUUCAAUACCAAAUUUGAAAUCUUCAACUAUAGAAAGACGGAAUAAACCACCCGCUUUAGAAUUAUACCAAUCUACACAUAAAGAAGUUGACAAUAAAUUGAAAGGUCGUCAAGAGCAUCAUCGUCAGGAUUACAAUCUACUCUCACCAGAUACUAAUAAAUCGACUCAUAAUUCGUCUGCAACUCAAGGUCAAAUGCAGUUGUCGCAAGGUAUGAAUUCAAAUUCAUGGGCGACUGGUAUAUCAUCGGAAACUUAUUUCGCCAGACCAUCACAAGCGAAUCAAAUCAUGAAUGGUUUACGCAAUAAACUGUCAAACCUUCCAAAAUUAACCAGAAUGAGAGCUGAAACUUUGCCAUCACCUAGCCCGACGACACCGAAUAGCUUUGAUCCAGUUUACGCCAAUGGCGUUGGUGUAGCUGUAUAUGGUUACGGUGGUGGAUUUGGUAAUGGUGGCUAUGGAUAUAACAAAUCAGCUGGCGGAAGCUCAAAGUCUCCUAAUAGACUCAAACAGCGACCAUCUUCUUCACCUACUUUCCCAACUAAUAGCAAUAGCAGUUAUUCAGUUGCGAGACUGAAAGGUAUGUUAGAACAACAUGUCGCACAGGAAAGGAAUAUGUGGCAUACAAUAGCAUCAAAC
Messenger RNA from Wallemia mellicola CBS 633.66, 1767 nucleotides. RefSeq lists its product as hypothetical. The annotation marks the transcript as partial. Lineage: Eukaryota; Fungi; Basidiomycota; Wallemiomycetes; Wallemiales; Wallemiaceae. The record is from RefSeq and is a predicted model, not a curated record. The transcript is spliced from 4 exons.